This is a messenger RNA of Cherax quadricarinatus, 497 nucleotides long. The record is from RefSeq and is a predicted model, not a curated record. Lineage: Eukaryota; Metazoa; Arthropoda; Malacostraca; Decapoda; Parastacidae.
GGAUGCCAGAGGCAGUGCCUGUGGAUGCACUCAUGGCACUGUCCACCAUGAGAAGACUAGCGUUGGUGCUGACUGGCGUGUGUGAUGCCAGUGUGACUGACGCCAGUAACUUGGUCCUGAAGCUACAACCAGCAGAAGGGUACACGGAGAUUGAAUUCGAGUCCAGCAGUUUAACAUUAUUUGGCAUCAAAGACAUGAUCGGCAACCUGAAUAACCGAAACGUCCUGAUACAAGAAAGGUUAACAAUUCAAACGAGCGUUACCAUUUCACGGCAAGACGAGCUCGACCUGAGGUCCAAAGCUAAAGCAACUUUAUUCAAGACAAACUGCGCAUGUACCUUAUCUAUGUGAGUCUCACUGUUGUGCAUAAUUAUGUAUUAUGUGGUAUUAGGUUGGUAGACAACAACCACACAGGGAGGUACUACCAUCCUGUGGUAGUAGGUUGGUAGACAACAACCACACAGGGAGGUACUACCAUCCUGUGGUAGUAGGUUGGUA